AUGAUUUCGUACAUCGUCGCCCUCGUGGCGUUCGUCGUCUUCUUCUCCGACCCCAUCUACCGGCUGCUGUCCCCGUCGUCCGGAACCCGCAUGGUCCGCACCCCACGCCCGCAGAUGAACGAGUCGCUGCUCGCCAUCGACCACCCCAACGCGACGGCCUUGUCGUGUCCGGCUGAUACGUACGCCGUACAUAUCUUCUCUAAGGAACCGCUUGUCUUGUACAUUGAGGGUUUCCUCAGUCCCGAAGAACGAUCGCAUCUUCUUGGUAUCAGCCAAUCCGAAUUCGAGCCGUCGACAAUCACCCACGACGGCGCGGGCGUGCAUCGCGACACCUCGAUCCGCGAGUCCGAGGUGGCCGUGAUCCCGCGCACCGAUGACGUCAGAUGCAUCGAGGCCCGCGCCCGGUCCCUGCAGGGCUGGCGCGAGGAGCUGUGGAUCGAGCGCCUGCGCACCCAGCGCUACGUCGAGGGCGGCCACUACUCGUACCACUUCGACUGGAGCUCGAACCGCGGCGGGUGGGGCCGCGUGAGCAGCAUGAUGGUCUGGGUCGACGCGCGGGGCGACGGCGACGGCGAGGAGCUGGUCGGCGGCGGGACGGAGUUCCCCUUGCUCAGGAUGCCGGGGCGGAGGGAGAAGUGGUGCCGGUUUUUGGAGUGCGGGAAGGUUGGCGAGGAGGAGGGGGAAGAAGGGAAGGGCGUCGUUUUCAAGGCGAUUCCGGGGAAUGCCGUGUACUGGGAGAACUUCCGCGCUGACGGGACCGGGGCUGGGUAUGAAGAGACGUGGCAUGCUGGGUUGCCGGUGAAGAAGGGCGUCAAGGUCGGUUUGAACAUUUGGAGUACGGGGAGGAUAGAUUAA
Messenger RNA from Colletotrichum karsti, 855 nucleotides. RefSeq names its product 2og-fe oxygenase family protein. The coding region runs from base 1 to 855 and encodes 284 amino acids. Gene Ontology annotation, molecular function: procollagen-proline 4-dioxygenase activity; iron ion binding; L-ascorbic acid binding. NCBI's taxonomy places the organism in Eukaryota, Fungi, Ascomycota, Sordariomycetes, Glomerellales, Glomerellaceae. The transcript is spliced from 2 exons. Gene Ontology annotation, cellular component: endoplasmic reticulum. The record is from RefSeq and is a predicted model, not a curated record. Gene Ontology annotation, biological process: peptidyl-proline hydroxylation to 4-hydroxy-L-proline.